Messenger RNA from Mixia osmundae IAM 14324, 546 nucleotides. RefSeq lists its product as uncharacterized. Gene Ontology annotation, cellular component: mediator complex. Gene Ontology annotation, biological process: regulation of transcription by RNA polymerase II. Lineage: Eukaryota; Fungi; Basidiomycota; Mixiomycetes; Mixiales; Mixiaceae. The transcript has 3 exons. Bases 1 to 546 code for a protein of 181 amino acids. Gene Ontology annotation, molecular function: transcription coregulator activity. The record is from RefSeq and is a predicted model, not a curated record.
AUGAGCAGCGGGGAGGAUGGUGCGUCGAUAUGGACGAGCUCAUCCAGUGCUGCACAGAUCAAAGCGCUAUCUGGCGUCGAGGAACGUCUUGCACACCUCUUGCAGCUCGCUUCAGAGCUCAUGACUGCCCUUGCACCCGUGCUGGAUCCUUCAGGCAAGUCGAAGAAGACGAUGGAAGACCGAAGGGAGGAGAUCAAAGUCAAGGGGAACGAGUAUUUCGCUACGCUCAAUGCUAUCCAGACAGUCAUCAGGCUGGCAAUACGGCGGAUACGUAUCGAGCGGAUGCCGUUGAGACCGCUGCUCUCACCCCAGAGCGUGUCUAUUGCAGGCGCAAACGCAGAGGUGGGAGUGCCGGCUCAUGCGCGGCCGCCGUCAGAUCAAGAGGCGCUGCGAGAUAAGACGCUCAGUCUGCCAUUGAUGCGCAUCGAGAGAGACGUCUGGCGAGAUUUAAAGGAGCUGAUCAAGUCUGAUAGCCUGCGCGCUUUGCUGCAAGACGUGAUGACAUCGGGAGAGAUCAGAAGCGAAGAUGAGGAGAUGUUGCUGUGA